Molecule: messenger RNA, 941 nt
Organism: Cynoglossus semilaevis (tongue sole)
Lineage: Eukaryota; Metazoa; Chordata; Actinopteri; Pleuronectiformes; Cynoglossidae
Gene: mia
Product: MIA SH3 domain containing
Exons: 4
Coding region: 93-473 (126 amino acids)
Biological process (GO): extracellular matrix organization
Molecular function (GO): protein binding
Source: RefSeq, a predicted model, not a curated record
GUGUGUGUGUGUGUGUGUGUGUGUGUGUGGAGGGGGAGGGCUGACCAGGAGGUUUCUGCUCAACAACAGUCCAGUUUAGGUCAGUCGGCGUCAUGACCUCCAGGCUGUGCUUGUCUGUGUGUUGCUGGCUCUUGGUGUGGACGUCUGAAGCAGGAAGACAAAUGCCUAAACUCUCCGACAGGAAGUUGUGCGCCGACUCCGACUGCAGCUACCCCAUCCUGAUGGCCCGUGCGGUGCAGGACUUCUACCCCGGCGACUGCAGGUUCAUCCCCAUCAGACAGGGGGAGCUGGUCUACGUCUACGCCAUGUUGAAGGACAGAGGGAACCUGUUCUGGGCCGGCAGCGACUCCUAUUAUGGCCAGCAGGAGGCGCGCAUCGGCCACUUCCCCAGCAGUGUAGUGGAGGAGACGCAUCUGCUGAUGGAAGCCAACACUGAAGUUAGGACUACUAAAUGGGACUUCUACUGUAACUGAGAACCCAGACCUCGGCCUCAGUUCUGGUUCUGGUUCUGGUUCUGGUUCUUCUGGGUCAGCGCUGAAGACUCCUCUUCACAAAUAUAUGAUCAUUGGUCUAAAAAACCAUUAGCCUUCCUCUGAAAUGACGUCACUACACAUUUUAUUCACUGAUCAAGUGGCUCCCUCUACAGGCUUGUAUGGAGAACUGCAGUCUACUAGAGUAUUUCCAAACAUCUAACUUCACUCCUCAUUCCCUCACCUUCAGUACAUCCAUGUACUCUCUGUGUACUCUCUGUGUACUCUCCGUGUACUCUCCGUGUACUGGCUGACUAUACUGUAGUGAUGGAACUUCAGACUACUGUAUGUCUAACAGUGUAUUACUACUGUGAUGACGUCAUCAGUCCAUAUAAAAACAAUGUAUUUCUGUAUAUCAGUAGAACAUGACAAAUUAUAAUUCAUGAAAAAUAAAAAUCUUUUUGCACAGCA